ACGCAGGAGCCGCCAUUUUGACAGAGCAACCUUAGUGACAGGAGCCGAAGCAGCCGCGCAGGUUGUCCCCGUUUCCCCUCCCCCUUCCCUUCUCCGGUUGACUUCCCGGGCCCCGUACACGCCACAGCCCCGGCCCCGCCAUGUCCCAGAAACAAGAAGAGGAGAACCCUGCGGAGGAGACCGGCGAGGAGAAGCAGGACACACAGGAGAAAGAAGGUAUUCUCCCUGAGAGAGCUGAAGAGGCAAAGCUAAAGGCCAAAUAUCCAAGCCUAGGACAAAAGCCUGGCGGAUCUGACUUCCUCAUGAAGAGGCUUCAGAAAGGGCAAAAGUACUUUGACUCAGGAGACUACAACAUGGCCAAGGCCAAGAUGAAGAACAAGCAGCUGCCAAGUGCAGGAGCGGACAAGAACCUGGUGACUGGUGACCACAUUCCCACCCCUCAGGAUCUGCCCCAGAGAAAGUCCUCACUCGUCACCAGCAAGCUCGCGGGUGGCCAAGUUGAAUGAUGCUGCCCGGGGCUCCGCCAGAUCCUGAGACGCUGCCCCCCUGGGUCCUGUGCUGGCUCCUGCCCCUCCCUGCUUUUGCAGCCAGGGGUCAGGAGGUGGCUCGGGCGCGGGCUGGAGAGGCAGAAGCCCCUGCCCGUCGGUGUCCCAGCGCAUGGAGCCCCUUGGGCUGAGCACCAAGACCUUGAACCUUUUUUGUUUUACCUUUUUCCAAAUGACUGUUGGGAGAAAUCUCAGUGAAAUCCUGGAAGGAAUGGGGAAUGUUUGAGAAGGUGGGGUGGGAGAUUUAGGGGAAUAUGAAUUAGAGACUGAGGUUGACAAAAACAUUCCUGAUUAUCCUCCUUCCUAACCAUGUGGCUGAUGUGGGAUGAGUGUGUGGGGGAAGAGGUGGAGUAGACUAACGAUGAGGGAUUCUAAUUCAGCUCUGCAGAAAAUUGUUUGCUUGGAUGUGGCUGGGGACCUAGUGUCAGAUAAAAGAAAUUGUCCAUCUAAAUAGCUCCUCUGGUUCUGCAGAACAGGCUAAGAAUGCAAUUAAUGUUAAUUGUUUGUUUAAAAAAUGCUGUCCUAGAAAUAGAUUUGCUUGGGGAGAGGGGCAGUGAAUGUGGGGGAAAGGGUCCAUGAGAAUGGAGAGCCCCACAGAGCCCAGGGGACUUUUUCAGUAUCUGAAAUAAAAAAAGAAAAGACAAUGACCUAUGAAAAACCCAACCCACAAAUA
This is a messenger RNA of Manis javanica (Malayan pangolin), 1218 nucleotides long. RefSeq names its product endosulfine alpha (gene ENSA). The record is from RefSeq and is a predicted model, not a curated record. NCBI's taxonomy places the organism in Eukaryota, Metazoa, Chordata, Mammalia, Pholidota, Manidae. Gene Ontology annotation, molecular function: protein phosphatase inhibitor activity. Gene Ontology annotation, cellular component: cytoplasm.